Messenger RNA from Oppiella nova, 395 nucleotides. Lineage: Eukaryota; Metazoa; Arthropoda; Arachnida; Sarcoptiformes; Oppiidae. The record is from the annotation of a GenBank genome assembly.
UAUGAUCAACUCUUGAGUGUAUGGCAACUGUUCGCAAACACUUUGUAAAGUUUCAGGGAUUCGUGUUUUCCAAACAAAUGCACGAAUUCCUAGAUUUAAGAGUUGACAGCUUGAACGCAGAUACCGGUGCUGUCGAGUGGUGUACAUUGCAUAGCAAAACAUGCAUCUUUGUGUCCGACGACCAUAUCUUCCAAGAAAUGGUUCGGCCUUAUCGUGAGUUUGUGAACUUGUACGUCGGAGUCUUCACUUUCAAUAGAAGUAUGGGGUCACUGGUGGGCGUCAGUGGUAUCGUUGCUAUCGUUGCCAUCAAGACUGGUCUCGAGGAGAUUCUCAGCAAACAGUCAAACCGUUUCUAUUAUAACAUUAAGCCUCUUAUGGGACGAAAAAAGUUUUAA